Molecule: messenger RNA, 3829 nt
Organism: Nematolebias whitei (Rio pearlfish)
Lineage: Eukaryota; Metazoa; Chordata; Actinopteri; Cyprinodontiformes; Rivulidae
Gene: npepps
Product: aminopeptidase puromycin sensitive
Exons: 23
Coding region: 51-2849 (932 amino acids)
Biological process (GO): peptide catabolic process; proteolysis
Cellular component (GO): cytoplasm
Molecular function (GO): metalloaminopeptidase activity; peptide binding; zinc ion binding
Source: RefSeq, a predicted model, not a curated record
AGGUCGACGCAGAUAAGUGAACUUGUUUGGGCUCUGUAGCUGGCAGUUUAAUGUUCCUGCUGGGCCGCACGGUUCUGCUGUCAUUCGCUCACAGACUCUCUAGCAGCUGCCGGUCUUCACUAUCGAAGCCCACUGGGGUCAGUUCCGUUCUAACAAAACUUAGAGGAAUAACUAGGGUUUCAUACCGUACUGCUUUUGGAAGCGCAAGCGGCCAACAUACAGGAGCCAUGCCCGAAAGAAGGCCCUUCGUACGGUUACCUACUGACGUUUACCCCGUCAACUAUGACUUGUGUCUGAAGCCAGAUCUGAUCGACUUCACUUUCGAGGGCAAGCUGGAGGCUCAAGUGGAGGUAACACAAGCCACAAACCAGAUUGUGAUGAACUGUGCUGACAUGGACAUCGUCACAGCUUCCUUUGCACCACAUGGAGGAGAUGAAAUAAACGCUACAGGAUUCAACUAUCAAAAUGAGGAUGAGAAAGUCACCCUGUCCUUUCCAAGUGCUCUACAGAAAGGCUGCGGCAUGUUGAAGAUCGACUUUGUUGGGGAGCUGAAUGACAAAAUGAAAGGAUUCUAUAGAAGUAAAUACACAACUCCUGCAGGAGAGGUUCGCUUUGCUGCUGUCACACAGUUCGAGGCCACUGACGCCCGCAGAGCUUUUCCUUGCUGGGAUGAGCCAGCCAUCAAAGCCACCUUUGACAUCACUCUGAUCGUCCCCAAGGACCGGGUUGCCUUGUCAAAUAUGAAUGUCAUUCAUCGAAAGCCAUACCCAGAAGAUGAAGACCUUGUGGAAGUAAAGUUUGCCACCACACCCAUCAUGUCCACAUACCUUGUAGCUUUUGUCAUUGGCGAAUAUGACCAUGUGGAGAGCCAGUCAUCGGAUGGCAUAACCGUACGCGUCUACACUCCAGUCGGGAAGGCAGAACAAGGGAAAUUUGCGUUGGAGGUUGCAACAAAGACCUUACCUUUCUACAAAGACUACUUCAGUGUUCCUUAUCCAUUGCCUAAAAUUGAUCUCAUAGCUAUUGCUGAUUUUGCUGCUGGUGCCAUGGAAAACUGGGGCCUUGUUACCUACAGGGAGACUGCACUGCUAAUCGACCCGAAGAACUCCUGCUCGUCGUCCAAGCAGUGGGUGGCUUUAGUGGUUGGACAUGAACUUGCCCACCAGUGGUUUGGAAACUUGGUCACCAUGGAAUGGUGGACCCAUCUCUGGCUUAAUGAAGGCUUUGCAUCCUGGAUUGAGUAUCUUUGUGUGGACCACUGCUUCCCUGAGUAUGACAUCUGGACCCAGUUUGUCUCAGCAGACUACACCCGUGCUCUUGAUCUGGAUGCACUGGACAGCAGUCAUCCCAUCGAGGUGAAUGUGGGCCAUCCAUCAGAAGUUGAUGAAAUUUUUGAUGCAAUUUCCUACAGCAAAGGAGCAUCAGUGAUCCGCAUGUUGCACAACUACAUAGGAGAUGAGGACUUCAGGAAAGGAAUGAAUGCAUAUCUUUUAAAAUUCCAACAUAAAAAUGCAUCAACAGAGGAUCUGUGGGACUGUCUGGAACAGGCCAGUGGGAAACCCAUUGCUGCAGUGAUGGGAUCGUGGACCAAGCAAAUGGGGUUCCCAAUAAUAGUAGUAGAUCAGGAACAGCGAGGUGAUGACUGCAUACUUAAGAUUUCUCAGAAGAAGUUCUGCGCCAGUGGACCACAUGAUGGUGAGAACUGCCCGACUUGGAUGGUCCCUGUUAGCAUUUGUACUAACAAGGACCCCAAAUGCACCAAACUCAAGUUUCUGCUGGACAAACCAGAGGACACCAUCACUGUGAGCGGUGUUGGCCCGGACCAGUGGGUCAAGAUCAACCCUGGAACUGUGGGCUUCUAUCGCAUCCAGUACAGCUCAUCCAUGCUGGAGAGUCUGCUGCCGGGAAUCAGAGACCUCAGCCUGCAGCCUGUGGACCGUCUCGGCCUGCAAAAUGACCUCUUCUCCCUUUCCCGUGCAGGGAUGAUCAGCACGGUGGAGGUACUGAAGCUGAUGGAGGCGUUUAUCAACGAGCCCAACUACACUGUGUGGAGUGACCUCAGCUGCAACCUGGGUGUGCUAUCAUCGCUGCUGUCCCACACCGACUUCUACGAGGAGAUCCAGGAGUUCAUCCGGGACCUCUUCACCCCCAUCGGCCUCAAGCUGGGCUGGGACAGCAACGCAGGGGAGGGUCACCUGGACGCCCUCUUGAGAAGUCUGGUUCUGGGGAAACUGGGUAAAGCAGGACACAAACCCACCCUGGAGGAGGCCAGACGGAGAUUCAAGGAGCAUGUUGAAGGCAAACAGAUCCUGCCUGCAGACCUGAGGAGCCCUGUUUACCUAACAGUGCUGAAGCAUGGUGACAGUGCCACGCUGGACACGAUGCUGAAGCUCCACAAACAAGCAGACAUGCAGGAAGAGAAGAAUCGUAUUGAGCGAGUGCUCGGCGCCAUAUCUGCUCCUGACCUCGUCCAGAAAGUCCUCAACUUCGCCCUCUCGGAAGACGUUCGUCCUCAGGACACCGUGUCAGUGAUUGGGGGAGUGGCAGGAAGCAGUAAACAAGGCCGCAAAGCUGCAUGGAAGUUCGUCAAAGACAACUGGGAAGAGCUUUAUAACCGCUACCAAGGAGGAUUCCUCAUAUCACGACUCAUCAAGCUAACUGUCGAUGGAUUUGCGAUUGAUAAAAUGGCAGCUGAAGUGAAGAGUUUCUUUGAGAGUCACCCGGCGCCGGCUGCAGAGCGCACGGUGCAGCAGUGCUGCGAGAACAUCCUGCUCAACGCCGCCUGGCUCAAGAGAGAUGCAGACGACAUCCACCAUUACUUUCUGCACCGCAAAGCGCCCCCUGUCUGAGCUGCCUGCCCCACCACCUCCUCCACCUCCCCCACCUUCACCACAGACCUAAGGGAAGACGAGCGCGUGCUUACAGCGGGCUUCAUUACUCAAACUAUACGCAACAAUAAAAGCAAGCCACAAACCGAACACAGCUUAGGAGGAGACUUUUCCUACGUUAACAAGCAAAUUCCAUGUUAGGCAAACCAAGAAUGUUUUUAUUAUUUUACCCCCGUUCUGUCCACAGCUGAGGAGCCUUCUUCCAGUUGGUAAAAUGGUUCUCCAUAGAGUGGUUUGAAGUGCGCUCCUCCUCUGCGUCACCCCCCCCCGUGUUGUUGCUGACACAUCUGUGAGCCCUGAUGUUCUCUCUGCAGCCACACAUUUUGUGCGCAUGGUUUUUACUUCAGUAUGUUCUUGUUGUAAACCAUUCAGCAGCGUUUCCCUUCUCUUUACUUUUUGUCUGGUGCUGUGGUGAACGCAGGGGGUGUCCGGGCAGAAUGGGGUUAAAAGCACCAGUGAGUGGUGUGGUUUCCAACAGUGAUGACUUGUUCAGUGCUAAUAAACGGUUAGGACCAGGUAAGCAGCACAAGCAUGGUACUAUAUUGUAAACUGUAUUGCAAGCGUAUUUUUGCUGAUUUAAAAAAACAAACAAAGCUAAUCUACUUCCAUCCUUCACUCCCCUGAACGCCCUCUCUGAGCCCUGGUCAGAGUUUUAAUCCUCUAAAGGCAUAUUUAAUGGCGUCUCUAUUCUGGAGUGCUUCAUCACAUCGGAUGCUGUGAUUUAUUUCAAUGUUUAAUCUUUAGUUCUGGGAUCCGGUAAAGAUAAGAUCACGACACUGCUUCAGAAUGAAAAGCACUGGGGGUGCUCCUCUGCGCAGCAUCGGCUGUGGCUUGGCCCGGACCUUCUGGACGUGACGGAUCUUCUGUGACUUUGCUGUUGAACUCAGUAGCCUUAAAGUGGUCGAUUGGUUUGCAGUAAAUAAAAACACUGAUGGUGGUAA